CCUGUGCUGGCCUAGUUCAUAUCCAUCACCACAAGAACUCGGUUCUAGCUUCCUCCUAGAGAAGUUUUUGGUCAGUUGAUCAUUGGUUUGCCGAUCGGCCAUGGCUGAUGAGGAGAAGAAGCACCACCACCUGUUCCACCGCCACAAGGACGGGGAGGACGAGAGCCCCGCGGAGGUGGACUACGAGAAGAAGGAGAAGAACCACAAGCACCUGGAGCAGCUCGGCGGGCUUGGCGCCGUCGCUGCUGGCGCCUACGCUCUGCACGAGAAGCACAAGGCGAGGAAGGACCCCGAGAACGCGCACGGGCACAAGGUGAAGGAGGAGAUCGCGGCGGUGGCCGCCGUGGGCGCCGCCGGGUUCGCGUUCCACGAGCACCACGGGAAGAAGGACGCCAAGAAGCACGGCAACAACUGAACUGGCUAGGCUGCUAGCAGCCUGCCUGUGAUCGUCGUCUCUUCUGCUUCGUUCAGUGCUCGUGCUUGUGAGGUUAAUUUGUUAAGAUUGGUCGUGCUUUAAUUUGCUUCGUCGUUAUUGCGUGCAUGCACGCGUGCGAGUGAGUAUCUGUAUACGUGUGAGGCCACGCCGCCAUGGACUGGUACUAGUUUCCUGCAUGCCAGGCCGGCUGCUCUGUGUCUAGUUUGCCACUAAAAAUAAGUUCUCCUGAAUCGAUUACCAAUUCUCUCAUUGCAA
Phragmites australis (common reed) is the source of this 691-nucleotide messenger RNA. Its product is annotated as abscisic stress-ripening protein 1-like. The record is from RefSeq and is a predicted model, not a curated record. The transcript has 2 exons. Lineage: Eukaryota; Viridiplantae; Streptophyta; Magnoliopsida; Poales; Poaceae. Bases 101 to 415 code for a protein of 104 amino acids.